Molecule: messenger RNA, 1754 nt
Organism: Frankliniella occidentalis (western flower thrips)
Lineage: Eukaryota; Metazoa; Arthropoda; Insecta; Thysanoptera; Thripidae
Exons: 4
Coding region: 368-1687 (439 amino acids)
Source: RefSeq, a predicted model, not a curated record
GUGCUCUCUUCAUUUGGUGUGCAGGUGAUAGAAAGAGAAAGGACAUCCGUCCGGGAUAGGGUGGGGGGAAAUUUGGAGGAAGGGUCCCAAUCUCGCCAUAUUGGUGGUAACUGUGUAAAGCCCGUAUCACACUGGCGCUGGCGGCGGCGCUGGCGCUGGCGUUGACGCUGGCGGCGGCCGCUGCGCCAAUCACACUUGCUCGCUGCCGCUGCGGUUGGCGUUGGCGUGCACAGCCUUGCAGUGCUCACUUAAACGUGUUGACACGUUUUUUUUCGUUAGGAAAGGCGCCGAUUGCUGUCUGCUAUUUGUAAACACGUAUGGUGGUAAACACAAAAUAGUUGUCGAGUGAAGGAUAAAUUUCGACGAAAUGGAUAGAGUAAAUCGCUACUAUAAUGAUUAUAUAAACUACUUAAAUAGAAGGAGAAGGGCUACUGCUAUAUUUGGCCUGAUACUAAUAGAGGAGUUGAGGAAGCGUUAUCCAGAGAGAAGUGUGUGGAUUCAUCACUAUAUUGCUCGAAGAGAUAGACUCGGUUGUCACAACACUCUUUUUCUAGAGCUGAGUACAGAAAAUCCUGAGAAAUACAGAAAGUGUUUACGAAUGAGUCCAGAAAUGUUCCAGUGGCUUGCUGACAAGAUAAGGCCUCUUGUGGAAAAGCAGGACACACAUCUGAGGCGUAGUAUAUCUGUGGAGCAGCGUCUCUCAAUCACACUCCGACAUUUAGCCACAGGAGAAACUCAGGAAUCACUGCAUUUCCAAUUCAGAGUGGGUCAGAGUACCAUAUCCGGUAUUAUUAAAGAAGUUUGCGAGGCUCUGUACACGGUGCUGAAAGGUACAUAUCUGAGGUUUCCUGAAUCCCAUGAAGAAUGGCAAAAUAUUGCCUUUGAAUGUGGCAGCCGGUGGAACUUUUACAAUUGCAUAGGGGCAAUGGAUGGGAAGCACAUCCUGAUUGAGCCUCCUAUCAAAUCAGGGUCAACCUAUUAUAACUACAAAUGUCAGUUCAGUAUAGUUUUGCUGGCAAUUGUGGAUGCUGGGCUGAGAUUUAUCUAUGUAGAUGUUGGAACCAAUGGCCGCAUUGGAGAUAAAGGAGUGUGGAAUAAAUGUUCCAUGAAAACAUAUCUGGAGGAAAAUUCUGGAAACAUUCCUCCACCAUGUCCGUUGCCUGGCUCAGAGAAAAACUUUCCCUUUGUAAUUGUGGGGGAUGAAGGUUUUGCUCUCUCAAGUAGAGUCAUGAUACCCUUUUCGAAAGAGCACUUGAGAGGAGAACGCACAAAAGCCAGAAGAAUAUUCAACUACAGACUGUCAAGGGUCCGUCGUUGUUCUGAAAAUGCCUUUGGGCUCAUUGUUAAUCGCUUCCAAAUUUUAAGAAGUGCCAUGCGCUAUGAUCCUGAUGCAGCACGUUCAGUAACGCUUGCAAUAUUAUGUUUGCACAACUUGCUACGAACUGAUGCUUUGGGAAGGAAGCUCUAUUCACCCCCCGAAAUGCUUGAUAGGGAGGAUGAGUUAACAGGUAUUAUUCACAGAGGAGGAUGGCGUGAAGAAAUGGGGAAUGGCCUGCAGAACUUAGGUCAUCAGGGUGGAAACCGCCAUGCUGCAGAACCACUUCAAUUGAGAGAAGAUUGGGCGGAUUAUUUCAAUGGUCCUGGGGCUGUGCCUUGGCAGGAUCGAAUGAUAGCUAUUCCAAUAUGAAAAGUACUAAAAUUUAAUAAGUGAUGUAAAACAAUUCUUAAUAUAACAUAAUGAAUACAGCACAAAA